This is a messenger RNA of Mucor mucedo, 459 nucleotides long. RefSeq lists its product as uncharacterized. NCBI's taxonomy places the organism in Eukaryota, Fungi, Mucoromycota, Mucoromycetes, Mucorales, Mucoraceae. Bases 30 to 272 code for a protein of 80 amino acids. The transcript has a single exon. The record is from RefSeq and is a predicted model, not a curated record.
UUUUUUUUUUUUUAUACAUCAACAAAAAAAUGAAUUAUAAUCACCGUCUUUCUCUUAUUCCUGAUAACAAGGAUCAAUCCUCUUUGGAAUCUGCCGUCCAAUACCUUUCAGCUGCUUGUAUCGCCCAAUGGGUUCAACAAAGACCAAGUGCAAAAGCCAUGUUGACUUUAGAUGGUGGAGACACUGUAAAUUUGCCGGUCUAUGCUCUUAGACGCCGAAAUGCAGUGGUUGCUAACUUACCUGACGCUCCUCUUCUUGGAAUUACUGCAUAAUCUUACCUUUCCCUUUUCUCAAACAUAUCUUCACACUUCACACAUAUACAUAUUCACACUUCACACACACACACUUCACACUUCACACACACACACACACACACUUAUAGAUGUUUAUACCUUAGAUUGCAUUUUGUUUCCUUGUUUCUUAAAAAAAUAAAUAAAAAAAGGUUCCCUUUUAUUUUCA